UGUCAGUGAAACAUUUUAUCAAGUUUAGACGCCUUUAACUCUGUAAUAAACGUGCAACGGUCACGAGUAGCUAAAACAAUUGCCAUUUCCAGCGGCGUCGAAACAAUGUCUUCAACUACAGCUGCUCCCGCAAGAAGCAAACGGGGCAAGCGGAAACUUGACCAGGCUGUCGAGCAGGAGGAGAAGGCGACGGCUGGCGGCCCUGCACAUCCCGGUGACGAGGCUGCUCCCCCGACUGCACCUGCACCAAGGCUCCCGCACAAAUUCAGGCAGCUGGAUAAGCCUGCCAACCUGGAGGCGAUGCUGAAGGAGGAGAAGGCUGGAUGUGUCACGGCAGUAACUUUCGGGCGGGAUUUCGGCAUCCGGGACGGCCACUUGGAGCAGCUUGCGCUGGCGGCAGGGCCUCAGCUCACGGAGCUGCGCCUGGGCUCCUCUGACACCGGUGACGGUGUGUACCUCACAGACGCCGCAGUCGACAUCAUCGUGCGCCGCUGCAAGAAUCUAGACGUGCUGCAGCUGGCGUCCUGCACUGGGAUCAGCAACAAGGCCUUCGCUGCCAUCUGCAGCGGCCUGCCCAAGCUCCGAGAGCUGCACGUGACCGGGCACGACAAGAGCACAGGCGCACUCAAGGGCAAGGCGCUGGACCCGUUGAUCCAGGGGGCGCUCCCCAACCUGCGGCGCCUGUACAUCACUGACCAGGGGGUGGGCUAUGAUGCGGUACAGCGGCUGAUCAAGAAGCGCGGCAAGACGCUGCAGGUGCAGUCCGGCGAGACGGACGACGAUGAUUCGUUUGCGUAUGGAAUGGUGAUGAGCAUGCAGGGCCGUGGGUAUGGUGACGGGCUGUACGGCAACAUGCGCUGGUAGGGGAGUUAUAAACCACCAGCCCCAAGGCAGGGAGGAAAGGGCGGGCUGCUCAGCUGGGGUAGCGGAGGGGGGCUGCUGAGGCGUGUGGCUGGCAGCAGGGCGCCACGUGAGGGUACGACGAGGGCCACUGACGCCCCCUCGGAGCUGUACGUCUGUUGGUUAGUGAUUCCGGUUAAGGACAGGGUGAUUUGCACAUCCUUGUGUGGUGUACGAAAUGUGGCUUGAAAUGUAGCAUGCAUGCUACAUUAGAGGACAGGAGCCUGGCGUUCUUUUGCUAAUGCCGGAGGCUAGCUGCUCUUCCAUGUUGUCUAUUUACAGUUGCAGCGUUUUUCGUGUGCUGGUUGUAUUUGUGGUGGCAAAUGUGAACCUUAAGGUGGCCAUGAGCGGCAACAGUGACGAGGCGAGGAACACAAUGUUACAUCCAUGAGAUGCAUGUACCCAUACGUCUGACUAACACGCGACCAUGCAACCACCAGUUCCCCA
This is a messenger RNA of Chlamydomonas reinhardtii, 1347 nucleotides long. RefSeq lists its product as uncharacterized. Bases 106 to 864 code for a protein of 252 amino acids. Lineage: Eukaryota; Viridiplantae; Chlorophyta; Chlorophyceae; Chlamydomonadales; Chlamydomonadaceae. The transcript is spliced from 4 exons. The record is from RefSeq and is a predicted model, not a curated record.